AUGCCGGAUCCCGAUGCUGGCGCUGGCCCCUCCCGGCAGCCUUUGGCGCCGUUCCCUGCCGCAAGGCCGCUCGGAAUGAGGCGCUCUGGGACCGAGCCAUCUCGUCCGAAGCGUAACAAACCAGCACUGUCCCUUGUUGAAUGGUCAACGAACGCCAAGGUCCACCAGCCAGAGUCCAUCGACCCAUUCGACAUGCCCUCGACUGGCCCUCAGGCUAUCCAAGAGCCCAGUCCGAGUGCUACGACGCGCGCACCUCCAUCCGGGAUCGUCGCGAAGCGGCCCAAGAUCAAAUCGUCGCUGAGCUUAUCCCACCUGGCCAUCGUCGUCCCGCCUGCGGGUGCGUUAGGCGGUCUGGCGGAGCCCAAGACGACCUUCACCUUUCCAAAGACACCGACACAGGCCAUCACGCCGGCAGAUGGUAUCUCGGUCGUCGGUCCUAAUGGGCGGCGGCGCUCGUUUGUCUUCGUGCAGCCCGAGACCACGACCAUCGCCGAGCUUUCGCAGUCCAGACAGCCUGUGCAGAUGCCGUCGCAGCCUCAGCACAAGCCACAGCGCCGCAUCCCAGCCCUGCGGCGCAUUUCCGAGAUGGAGUCACGCAACAGCUCCAACGGUGCCGGCGACAAGGGCAAGCAGGUCGAGAGCGUUCACAGUCGCCAAGGCUCGCACAACGGCUCCGUCCGCAGCUUCACGCCGAUCGGCUCUUUCGAUGCACCCGUCGUUGCCGAAGGCAGCGACACCGUGCAGCCGGGCAACAUUGUCUACGCCUCGUUUGUCAUGGCCCGCCACAUCUACACCAUCGCCCAGACCGAGCGCUGGUUCCGUCAGGCCGCGUAUCCCAACGCCGUCGCGGUCCGUGUCAACGUCGGCAACUUUGUGAUCUACCCGCAGGACAAUUUUGUCCUUGGCUCCUUUGCCGACGCCGUGCUCGGCCUCAACUGCGACGCCGCCAUCAUUGUCAGCACGCCGCUCGUCACGGCCGCCCUCUCGACGCUCGAAGCCGACAGCUCCGAGAUCCGCUUGGCACCCGGACGUCGGAUCCAGGUGGUGGACGGCAUCGACGAUCUCCGAUCCGCACGGCGCGCUCAGAUGGCGGCAUUCCUCGCUCCGGAAGAGGUCCUCGUGCUCUGGACCGAGUCGUGCGGGGACCUCAUCGACCAGGUGCGCGCCUUCGAAGCGCUGCUGGCCCAAUACGUGUGGCAGGUCAGCACCACCGACCCUGCCGUCAGCGCCCCCGCCAACGCUGCCGCCGCCGCCGCUGCCGCCCCCCCCACCACCGUGAAACCCAGACCGCCGCCCCUGAGGGACGGCGCGGCUCUUGGUCAGGCCCCGUCUGGACACGUCGGUCAUGGGCGGACGCACAGCGGCGCCAGCUCGAUCCGCAGCGGACAUUCGUCGCGCCCUUAUGUCGAGCCCUCAAAGGGCAUGUCGUCCGCCGCGGUCAGCGACAUGCUCAAGGAACACGGCAACCUGACCGACACCGACGUCGAGCACCUCGAAAGCUAUACCGCGGCAGCGGAGCGCGUCCAAUGGCUCGCCGGCGGCGUGCGCGGCCUGGCAACGUGCGUCUCUCUGCUGCUGGUUGCCGUCUGGCUGGUCGAGCUGGUGUCGGCGGUGCGCCAAGACGCCAGGCCCGUCUAUCUGGUCGCACUGCUCGCCGUGCCGGCCCUCUUCCUGGCCGUGCUGCCAUUGGCGGACACGGUGGCGAGCGCCACGGCCAUGGCCUUCGGACCCAUCCUGCCGAUGCGUACCAACUCGCGUUACUAUUCGGGAAGGGCGGCGCAGCCACCGGCCGGCAACAUCUCGCUACCGCACAUCACGAUCCAGGUGCCCGUCGGCUGCGAGUCGAUGCACCGGGUCAUCCGCCCGACGCUGGAUUCGCUCCGGGCCGCGGUCACCGAGUACGAGCUGCGCGGCGGCACUGCGUCGAUCCUCAUCGCCGAAGACGGCCUCGCCCUCGUCGACGAGGAGGAGCGCGCACAUCGACUCAACGUCUACCGCCGCCACGACCUUGCCUGGAUCGCAAGGCCAUCGUCGUGCGGUCCGUCCAAUGGCCGCAACGGCACGCGGAAGGCUGCGUCGCUGAACUUUGCGAUGCGCAUCGGAACGGCGUACGAGCAAGGGUUGGCAUCCGAUCCCAACCAGGAUGCGGACGACGUGCUGCAGCGAGUGCUCGCACAGGUCCACCCAGAGGCCCAGGGCGAGGGCAAUGUGCGGCUCGGCGACCUCAUUCUUGUCGUCGACUCCAACUCGCGCAUCCCGCCAGGCUCUCUGCUUCCGAGUGCGUGGGAGAUGCUGGCCUCGCCCGACGUCGCCAUCCUGCAGCACUGCCCGGCUCCGCUGCUGAGCGGCGCUCCGGGAUUCUUCGAGCGGUCCGUGGCCUACCUCGAGCGGUGUAACAAGUUCAUCACCUCGUGGCAAUCGGCCGUCGGCGAAGUGGCGCCCUUCCUCGGUCACUCUGCCUUCAUCCGCCGUUCGGCGCUCGAUGAGCUGGUCGACGCGGACAGCGGCUCGGGAGGCCAGCCCUGGUCUCAAGAUGCAACUGCCGAGGAUCUCAAUCUGGCGCUGCGGCUGCUGCUCCGCGGCUGGAUCACGCGCUGGGCCACGCACGCCGAUGACGGCUUCCUCAGGGGCGUGUCGCUCUCGUACCACGACGAGGUCGACCGAUGGAAGCAGCGCUACGUCGGCAUGGUCCAGCUCUUUGUCCAUCCGCUCUACCGCUGGCCACUGCGAGGUCCAGUGCCGAGUCUGACACUCAAAGUGAUGGCGUCAUCCCGGAUCCCGCUCCACUACAAGCUGCACCUCUUGUCCGAGUGCGCCGGCCUAGGGUUGCUAGCCCUGUCGCUCCCGUUUGCGUUUGCCCUCUACCUUGUCGAGGGCUGGAUGCGACCGUGGCUGCUGCCCUUCUUCGUUCUGAGCUUCGAGAUGUGGUGCCUAGCGCUCGUCUCGAUCGUCGGGGCGGGCUCGCUGGGCCUCAUGGUGGCGAGGCACCGGUCGGGCGACACGCACAUCUUCAGCGCCAUGUUCCAGCACGUCCUGUGGACGCCGCUCAACCUCGUCCUGGCCGCCUCGCUCUCGCUGCACCUGGCCGCCUCGCUGCUGGCCCACCUCUUCUCGAUCCCGAUCAGGUUCGGCGUACCGGCCAAAGACACGACGGCGACCAACUUCCUCGUCGAGGCACGUCUGGUCGUGCGCCGAUGCUGGCCGACGAUCCUCGUCUCGAUGCUCUUGGUCGGCUGCAUCGCCGUACUGGCCACGGACGCCGUGCCCUUCGGAUGGCAGGUUGCUGAAUGGCGCACCAUCGUCCCGACGGCGUCUCUGGCCGUCUCAGCGCUCGUCGCUCCCGUUGUACUUAAUCCGUCCCUGGUUCGUUUCUCAUUCUGA
This is a messenger RNA of Pseudozyma flocculosa PF-1, 3381 nucleotides long. RefSeq lists its product as uncharacterized. The coding region runs from base 1 to 3381 and encodes 1126 amino acids. The transcript has 2 exons. Lineage: Eukaryota; Fungi; Basidiomycota; Ustilaginomycetes; Ustilaginales; Ustilaginaceae. The record is from RefSeq and is a predicted model, not a curated record.